Messenger RNA from Scedosporium apiospermum, 891 nucleotides. RefSeq names its product putative acetylxylan esterase A. Gene Ontology annotation, cellular component: extracellular region. Gene Ontology annotation, molecular function: hydrolase activity. The transcript is spliced from 2 exons. The record is from RefSeq and is a predicted model, not a curated record. Lineage: Eukaryota; Fungi; Ascomycota; Sordariomycetes; Microascales; Microascaceae. Bases 1 to 891 code for a protein of 296 amino acids.
AUGAAAUUCACCCUCCCCUUCCUUGCUCUCUCCGCCCUCACAACCGCCCAAUUCGGCGGAGGCGGCGGUGGCGGCGGUCUCCAACAAGUCACCAACUUCGGCGCCAACCCCAGCAACGCCAAAAUGUUCCUCUACGUCCCCGCUACCCUCGCGGAGAAGCCCGCUAUCAUCGUCGCCAUCCACUACUGCUCGGGAACCGCGAGCGCCUACUUCUCCGGCAGCCCCUACCGUCAGCUGGCCGACCAGAAGGGCUUCAUCGUCAUCUACCCGGAGUCGCCGUACAGCGGGACCUGCUGGGAUGUGUCGUCCAAGGCGACACUUACGAGGGAUGGCGGGGCAAAUUCGAAUUCGAUUGCGAAUAUGGUGAAGCAUGUUAUUGGGGAGUAUGAUGCGGAUCCGGAGAAGGUGUUUGUUACGGGGACUUCGUCUGGUGCCAUGAUGACCAACGUCCUCGCCGCAACAUACCCCGACCUCUUCGCAGCAGGAAUCGUCUACGCCGGCGUCCCCGCCGGCUGCUUCUUCACCAACACUGUCAACGGCUGGAACAACACCUGCGCCAACGGCCAAGUCAAAGGAACCCCCGAACGCUGGGCCCAAUGGGUCUUCGAGGCCUAUCCGGACUACGAUGGCCCGCGGCCCCGAAUGCAGAUCUACCACGGGUCGGCCGACACUACCUUGGGAUCGGCAAACUACGCCGAGCAGAUGAAGCAGUGGUGCGGCGUGUUCGGGUGCGAUCCCGAUGCGCCGGAGGAGAAGGCGGAGAAUAAGCCGUUGCAGGGGUAUACGACUUCGACGUAUGUCGGAGGGCAGCUUCAGGGGAUUUGGGCGGUGGGGGUGGGCCAUAAUUUUCCCAUUAGGGGCGACGAUGAUAUGAAGUGGUUCGGUCUGUAG